Drosophila mojavensis is the source of this 1667-nucleotide messenger RNA. RefSeq names its product extensin. Lineage: Eukaryota; Metazoa; Arthropoda; Insecta; Diptera; Drosophilidae. The transcript is spliced from 4 exons. The record is from RefSeq and is a predicted model, not a curated record. Bases 206 to 1438 code for a protein of 410 amino acids.
CUUUUCUUAUUUGAACUUCAAAUCUGCUCGAGUUCGCAUCUCGAAUCGUGGAGCGAUAUUGAAACGCGCACGUUUUCCCAGCGUUUCAUCUGUCGCGCUCAUCUCGGUGUGUGUUCGUGUUCUGAAAGAGUGUAUUGCAUACAAGUGGCUGCUGACGCAAGUGUUGAUCGCGAAUAGAGUUUGUGCCGCGAUAGUUGCAACCAAGAUGAAGAUGCAACUUCGCUUGUUGUGCAUUGUUCUGUGCGCUGUCGCAGGCCAGAGCCUGUUGGAUGAUACUCGUCGACAGGAUAAUUUUUUGGGCUUGCUCGACCGCCUAUCCCCACCGCUGAAGGGCUACGCGUAUCCAACCCCUGCUCCCACGGGUUAUACCUACCCAACCCCUACUUUUACGGGUUAUACCUACCCAACACCUAGAACCACACCUAAACCAACACCUAAAAUAAUACGUCCUCCAACUCCCACUCCAACGUACUUACCUCCAACUCCAAGUUCAACUGGAUAUGUCUAUAACACUCCAAAAAUUCCAUUCGUAUUGCCACCUAAAACUACACCUACACCAACAACAAAAAGACCUACACCUAAAAUAAUACGUCCUCCAACUCCCGUUCCAACGUACUUACCUCCAACUCCAAGUUCAACUGGAUAUGUCUAUAACACUCCAAAAAUUCCAUUCGUAUUGCCACCUAAAACUACACCUACGCCAACAACAAAAAGACCUACACCUAAAAUAAUACGUCCUCCAACUCCCGUUCCAACGUACUUACCUCCAACUCCAAGUUCAACUGGAUAUGUCUAUAACACUCCGAUAAUUCCAUUCGUAUUGCCACCGAAAACUACACCUACACCAACAACAAAAAGACCUACACCUAAAAUAAUACGUCCUCCAACUCCCGUUCCAACGUAUUUACCUCCAACUCCAAGGUCAACUGGAUAUGUCUAUAACACUCCAAAAAUUCCAUUCGUAUUGCCACCUAAAACUACACCUAAACCAACAACAAAAACAACACCUAGAAUAAUACGUCCUCCAACUCCACCUCCAUCCUACUUACCUCCAACUCCAAGUUCAACUGGAUAUGUCUAUAACACUCCAAUAAUUCCAUUCGUAUUACCACCUAAAACUACACCUAAACCAACAACAACAAAAACAACACCUAGAAUAAUACGUCCUCCAACUCCACCUCCAUCCUACUUACCUCCACCUACUGACGGUAAAAUUGGAUAUGUCUAUCCCGUUCCAAAAAUUCCAUUCCCAUUGCCACAGUCGUAUCCCAAAGUAGAGUCUAAGACAAGUGGUUACGUAUAUACCCCACCGACCCCUAAUACCCGCAUUGCGUCAACGUAUCUUCCACCCCGCCCAAUCACAACUCCGACGACCACCCGAACGACCCAAAACGUAGGCUAUGUCUACCCAACGCCCAGAAUUCCCUUUCUUUUCUAGGCUCCUCAGAUGCCUAUCCCAUUACUAAUUAAUUGACACGAUUGCCUCUGCGUGCCGAUAGGAACAUACGAUAUUAAAUAAUUGUAAUUAACUGUAAUAAAUUAAUUUAAUAUAUACACUUGAAAGUGUUGUACCUGAGUCUGCACUCGCCGUCUCUGCAUUCGAAUUUUAGUCAUUAAAGUAUGUUUGUAAAAAUCAGCCGAAAUAAAUCGAACUAUGUCAACGAAAA